GUACCGAUGCAUUCAUAGACUUGUGAAAUAACAAGGCUCCCUCUACUAACAGAUAGUACCUCUCCACGAAAUAAAAAUUCCUGAAAAACAAGAGCACUCUUUAAGAUAGGUUCCUUGCCCUAUUUGAGAUCCACCAGAAGACAACACAUUCAUAACAAGAUCCCAUAUCCCAGUACGAGAAGGAACAACAUCAAUAUGGCAUCCUCGGAGUUGUCUCCACAUCAGCCUGGUCUAGUAGACACGGCUGAGGGUCGCACAACGGGUGCAGGAGAUGGUGACAGAGAUAGUGCUACAACUACCCAAGAAGAAUCUCCACUGUUAGCCCGCGUUAUCGUGCGGCAAGGUAUCAGCGACGACAUCACGCAUGUGCCCCUGUUCGACAAGACUUGAAAAAGACAACCUUAAACGAGCUGCGAGAAGCGGUCGCGGCUAGCGUUUUUUCUGGUGGGAGAAAGCGGCACUUACUCAGAUGGAACUUGGCAGAUGUGCACGAAAAAGGGCAUAGUGUUGCUGUCCUGGGAAGUACAGGAGGCGGAGGUCAGGGGAAGAUACUGCGAAGUCAGCACUGCUGGGAACUACUGACCUUGGCUGACCUACUACGAGAAAACCUCACGAAGGACGAGGCCAACGUCCUCACGAACCAGACGCCCAUCACGGCCGCCCUGCGCUAUGCGAUCAAAGCGCUUCGGAGCUACGAGACAAUCAACACUCGACAAGAAUUCGACGACGCUCUGCAUCCGUAUUGGUAUUAUUUUUCGGAUAGCACUUCCUCAUCCUGACCUCAGGGCCGCCUAUAUUUGCGCCAAGAGCAUUGGAUAUGAGAAAGAGGAGGACGCAGGUGGAAGGAAACUAUGUUAAGGCUAGCCUUUUACCUUUACUAUAUCAUGUGGACUAUGCUUGAUUUAAAUUCGGGAUCUUUCACCAGUUCCAGUGCCUGACCUUUCGAAGCUUUUUUAUGCUUUCACGAAUUUCAACCUCGACAUCAGCGGUUGGGAUGUGUCCGGCGCAGUCGAUGUCUCCGAGAUGUUUUCCGGCGCAAAGAAAUUCGACCAGCCAGUCGGAGAUUGGGAUAUGGGCAACGUGGUGAAUAUGCAGGAAAUGUUCCGUGGAGCGAGGCGCUUCAAUCAACCGAUCGGGAAAUGGAACGUGAGCCGCGUGGGAAACAUGGAAUUAGGGGUUACACCAUGACUAUUGCAUUUCGUACAAGUAAAUGGACCUUCGCUUUAUAUACCUAGAAAAUAAGUCAAGAAUGUUCUCAAGCAGUCCCCCGAAAGUUGGAGACCACUCUUCAAUGAGCGACUCACAGCAAACAUGGCUGAUUCUCAUGAACGAUGGACGACAGGCGGUGUGAGCACGCGUUUACGAGAUGAGCAAGAUGAGAUGCGGUUGAAGAUAGUGAUGAGUGAUGAUGUGGCUUGUUCUCAUUUCUUUGGAACCGAUUGCCAAUAUGCCAAUGGCUACCUAUAAGCUGAUUAUCGCUUCGUAGGUGAGGACUAGGCACACUUAUUGAUAUGUGGCGGGCGCGUAGACAGUAGGACACCAAAAAAAAGAGUUGCAUCAGCCGAACUAACAUGACAUAACGACUACCAUGAAGCGCCCACUCAAACUUUGUGUGAGCUUACCAAGCAAAGCCAAAAACUAAAACAGCGGAUAUGAUAACAUUGUGGAUGAAUAAGGUAAAAGUUCUUGUGCUUUAUCAAGAAGAAAAUUCAAAUUGUUUAUGACCACUUCUAAGAAGUGCUUCAAGAAAUGCAAAUUCGAACCCUUGUUCGUUCCUCUAAAUUUCAGCACUAAUUAUGCUAAUGCUAAUGAAUUGAAGAAUCUCAAUCUGUUCUCGAGCAUUAUGCGAUCAUAUUGUCUCUGCAAGCGAACUGUCCUUCUGAAGACAAUAGUCAUGACUCCUGAACAAGAAGAUGGUCAUCACGCUGUCUUGUUAAUACGCAGAUCGUGGUUCCUUCUACUGUCUUCUUGGCGUUCCCUCUACUCCCUUGGCGGGGUUCCCUCUACUCUCUUGGCGUCUUUCCUUGGU
This is a messenger RNA of Amoebophrya sp. A25, 2029 nucleotides long. The record is from the annotation of a GenBank genome assembly. Lineage: Eukaryota; Dinophyceae; Syndiniales; Amoebophryaceae.